This is a messenger RNA of Nomascus leucogenys (northern white-cheeked gibbon), 2667 nucleotides long. RefSeq names its product solute carrier family 25 member 22 (gene SLC25A22). Gene Ontology annotation, biological process: aspartate transmembrane transport; L-glutamate transmembrane transport; malate-aspartate shuttle. The transcript has 10 exons. Bases 261 to 1232 code for a protein of 323 amino acids. Gene Ontology annotation, molecular function: L-glutamate transmembrane transporter activity; L-aspartate transmembrane transporter activity. NCBI's taxonomy places the organism in Eukaryota, Metazoa, Chordata, Mammalia, Primates, Hylobatidae. The record is from RefSeq and is a predicted model, not a curated record.
GGCGGAGCGCGCGCUGCGCCGAGCGGACGCGCCUCCCCGCCUAGGUGCUGGCCGAGCGCGGGGCGGGGAGGCGAGCGAGGCGGCGGCGGCGAGCGCGGACUGAAGUGGUGGUUGCUGACACCUGGAAAUUCCCCUGAAGGUGGAGCACCACCCAACCCCCCUGGGUCCCACCCUCCCUCAAGGCCUCCUCCACCUCCACCUCCACCCCGCCUGGCCUGGCGUCCACCUCUUCGGCUCCUGCCUGGGUGCGAUCGAGUUAAAUGGCUGAUAAGCAGAUCAGCCUGCCAGCCAAGCUCAUCAAUGGCGGCAUCGCCGGGCUGAUCGGGGUCACCUGCGUGUUUCCCAUCGACCUGGCCAAGACCAGGCUGCAGAACCAGCAGAACGGCCAGCGCAUGUACACGAGCAUGUCCGACUGCCUCAUCAAGACCAUCCGCUCUGAGGGCUACUUCGGCAUGUACCGGGGAGCUGCUGUGAACUUGACCCUCGUCACCCCCGAGAAGGCCAUCAAGCUGGCAGCCAACGACUUCUUCCGACAUCAGCUCUCGAAGGACGGGCAGAAGCUGACCCUGCUUAAAGAGAUGCUGGCGGGCUGUGGGGCUGGCACCUGCCAGGUGAUCGUGACCACACCUAUGGAGAUGCUGAAGAUCCAGCUGCAGGAUGCAGGGCGCAUUGCCGCCCAGAGGAAGAUCCUGACUGCCCAGGGCCAGCUCUCAGCCCAGGGGGGUGCCCAGCCCUCAGUGGAGGCUCCAGCUGCCCCUCGGCCCACGGCCACCCAGCUGACCCGUGACCUGCUUCAGAGCCGCGGCAUUGCCGGUCUCUACAAGGGACUUGGGGCCACGCUGCUCAGGGACGUCCCCUUCUCUGUGGUGUACUUCCCGCUCUUUGCCAACCUGAACCAGCUGGGCCGCCCGGCGUCCGAGGAGAAGUCGCCUUUCUACGUGUCCUUCCUGGCCGGCUGUGUGGCUGGGAGUGCCGCCGCUGUGGCCGUCAACCCCUGUGACGUGGUGAAGACGCGGCUCCAGUCACUUCAGCGAGGCGUCAACGAGGACACCUACUCUGGGAUCCUGGACUGUGCCAGGAAGAUCCUGCGGCACGAGGGCCCCUCGGCCUUCCUGAAGGGCGCCUACUGCCGCGCGCUGGUCAUUGCACCCCUUUUCGGCAUCGCACAGGUGGUCUACUUUCUGGGCAUCGCGGAGUCCCUGCUGGGGCUGCUGCAGGACCCCCAGGCCUGAGCCCAGCGCCCGCUCCACCCCAGCCAGCCGGGCAGGGCCGGUGGGGCUGGAGCCAGGCAGCUAGCCCAGGACGGAGCAAGGGAAGACCCCUCCCCAGCCCUCCCGUCGGCAGGGGCAGCAGGGGGCGGGGUGCAGGGUCCACAUAGGUGGUGCACACGCGAGCCCCCCGGGGUGCUGCCUGCACUGUUGGGAUCAAUGUCUUAUUUAUGUAGAAAAUGCAGAAAUCUUUACAUUCCUCAAGCUAGCCCCUGCCCCAAUCCUGCCCUGGCCUGAACACCCCCAGGGACAGAGCUGGUCUCUGGGCUGGGGGCCCCCGGUCCUGGGCCGGGCAGGCUGGACCAUACCCCCAGCCCACCGGCUCCAGUCUCCACAGCCGUCCUGGUCCACACAGGGACCCUGCACAAACCUAUUUAUUGAAUCUGCUGGGCCCAAGCGGCUCUCCAGCCCUUCCGUCCUUCCCCAGCCGCUCUUGUCGCCUUGGCAGGACUUGACUCUGCCUCCCUGGCCAGCCUUGCAAGAGGACUGGGGUCCCCUGCCCUCUCUGUUGAGCCAGGAAUCCCAAGUGAGGGGUUGCCCUGGGGUCUGACUCUCAGGGCAAGCCCGCCACCCACUGUGGGACUUUCUGGUGGGCUCCUCAGCUCCCACCCCAGGCUGGGGCCCAGAUUGUGAAGUCUGUGUGCGUGUGUGUGUGUGCAUGUGUGUGUGUGUUGUGGGGAUCUGGCCUGGCCCCUGGGGAUGGGGCUGCCGGGGACUGCCCCCCUUCCCGCCAUGGCCAGGCGCUCUGUGUGCUGUGUGUGCCCCAGGCUCUGUUGACCCCGUCCAGGAACUUACUUACCCAGCCUGGCCUCUCCUGAGUCCUCCACCCUGGCUUGAGAUUGGCCAGGGAGCAGGGCAGGCAUUGGGACCAGUGUGGAGCCUGAGGGUGCCUGCCCUGCUCUGGAGGGAGGGCCAGGAGCUGCCACCCCCCAAAAGUCCUCUCAGGGCCCACCCUCCUUUUUCGGCCUCUGCUCUGCAUGAGGCCCCCGGAUACACUGCAGAAGCCCCGUCCUUCCCAUCUCCGGGCAUAAGGCCCCUGACCACACUUCAGAAGCCCCAUCCCCCCUGCCUCCAGGCCCAUCCCUGCUGUGAGUGGAAGCUCUCCCUGCCCCGCCCUGGCCAUGUGAUCGUGUUGGUGACAGACCCUGAUGUGCUGGUGCUGUGUCCCCAAAACCGGGGCCCUCCACAGAGGCCCCUUCCCAGCGACACUACCUGGGGCUCAGGCCUGGACCCCCCCAGUUCACGGUUGCUCCUGGGAGCUGCCCCUCCCAUCACAUCAGAACCUUGGAAGCUGCUGCUGCUGCUUACAGAAUUAUAUUUUUUUGUUUUGAAGAGUUUUAAGAAGUUGUAACUUUUUGUGUCUUGUCAUGUCAGAGGAUAAAUAAAUAUUCUAAGUAGA